GUUGUGAGUGUGUGUUUCUUUGUCUGGUAUCCAACCACUCUCUUUGUCCAGGAGACAAGGAGUCACAUUUCAGCCAUGUUUGUGUGUGUCCAUAUACUGGCCACAGAUAGGUGGUGCUCCUUGGAUCAAGACAUACUCAGUGCAGUCUGUGUCGCAGUGAAAGAGGGAGUUCGGUUCCCUUGACUCAUGCAUAAAAUAUAGAUCUUUGGCAAUGCAAACACACUUGUUGAGACGAGGGAUACGCAGCCUUACUGAGCCUCACAGAGGAGAGUCCACUCAGACACCUGUACAGGGACCCAUAAAGGGUCAAAUGCUUUCUCUGGAUAUGAUCUAAUGUUUUUGGGACAAGAGGAAGAGUUUAGGCUGACACUGUUUGAUGACUUCCAGUGGGCAUAUUCUGGCGCACAGCCAUGGAACUGUCACAAAAGAUGCACUGGAUCCGCAACCGGCCCUGGAGGGUCCGAGCUCGCCACAGGAAGUUCAGCAGAGUAUCAUCCCGCUCCCCAGACAUCAUGGCCACUGGCACUCACUCUCCUGGAGGACCCAAUGGCAUCAUCAGGAGCCAGUCAUUUGCUGGAUUCAGCACACUGCAGGAGAGACGCUCACGGUGUAACUCCUUCAUGGGGAAUUCAGCCGUGCAGAAGAAGCCCAUCUCAAAGCCCAGGAAGCCCCAUCUGUCUGGAUACAAGUCCAGCAGCGGCAGCAGCAGCAGCUCACGAGAACCGCAGCCCAGAAGAGUGGAAGAAGUUUACGGAGCCCUCAAACAAGGCCUGGAUGAGUAUCUGGAGGUGCAUCAAACAGAGCUGGUUAAACUCACCUCACUCAUGAAGGACAUGAAGAGAAACUCCAGACUGGGUGUGCUGUAUGAUCUGGACAAGCAAAUUAAGACUAUUGAAAGAUACAUGCGACGACUGGAGUUCCACAUCAGUAAGGUUGAUGAGCUGUAUGAGGGAUUUUGUAUUCAAAGGCGGUUACGUGAUGGAGCCAGUAAGAUGAAACAGGCCUUCACUGCUUCACCCUCCACUAAAGGCACACGUGAGAGCCUGGCUGAGGUCAACCGCAGAUAUAAAGAGUAUACAGAGAACAUGAGCACUUUUGAGGGCGAGCUGGAGAACCUGCUGGGAGAGUUUCAUAUCAAAAUGAAAGGAUUGGCUGGCUUCGCCAGGCUUUGUUCCGGUGACCAGUAUGAGAUUUUCAUGCGAUAUGGCAGACAGCGAUGGAAACUGAAGGGGAAGAUCGAAGCAAACUCCAAGCAGAGUUGGGAUGGGGAGGAGAUGAUCUUUAUGCCCCUCAUCACAGACCUUAUCAACAUCAAGGUGACAGAGUUAAAGGGGUUGGCCACUAACAUCCUAGUGGGUAGUGUGAUCUGUGAAACCAAGGACCUGUUCACCGCUAUGCCUCAGGUGGUAGCUGUAGACGUCAAUGACUUGGGAACCAUUAAACUUAACCUAGAGGUUGCCUGGUUUCCAUUUGAUGUGGAGGAUCUGACCCUGUCCUCAGGAAAUGUGAGCAAAGCCACCGCCCUGCAGAGACGAGUGUCUGUGUACAGCCAAGGCACACCUGAGACACCCACUUUCCAGGACACCUCUUUCUUUUCCACUUUACCUGAUGACGUCUUUGAAAACGAAGGUUGUGAUGUCGCUGAGUGCAAACACCUGUCUUUCAGCUUCUCAGACACAUCCACCUCAAGCCCCGCCCCUAUCCAUUCAAACCCUGAGAUCACUGUCACGCCCCCUGAGACAGACCCGCGUUCUGAGCAGAGUCCCACCUCUGAGAAUCCGCUUCAGGAAGAGGGUGGUGAGGAAGCAGAAGAGAGCUGCUGCAUGAGUGCCAAUGUGGCCAGUGCCAGUGAUGCAGACCUGGAGUGGGAUCCGGUUGAGGGUCAGGGCCUUGUCACAGGCUCCGGAGCCAUCUCUCUGUGCUGUGAGAGUCAGCUAUCUGCUUUGGGACCAGAGAAUGUGGUGUUCCUGGAGCCCAACGUGCCCGAUGAAGCCUUGGAGCUGAAGCCAGUGGAGCUGGAUGGGGAGGAAGGCAGUCUGACCAGGCAGCUGGUGAGGAGGCUGACCUCGUCUGACAUACUACAGACUGGAGCUCUGAGCUGGGCCGGAGAGGGCAGCAGGGCUUUCCUGGAGAACAACCUGGAGGAGGCCAUUCAAUCCCUGCUCCUGCGGCUGGAGAGCUUGGGCCAGCGCUGUGGGGAGCUCCAGGACUUGGAGCAGGAGGUUAUGAGGCUUGAAGACCUGCUCAAAUGUCGGGCGCCUGCCCAUAGGAGUCGUUCAUCAAGUCUCAGUUUGACUGUGGAGAGCGCUCUGGAAAGCUUCGACUUCCUCAACACCUCCGACUUUGAUGACGAUGACACUGGAGAUGAUGCUGGCACCCUCUCACGAUCGGUCUUCUUUGACAUGGAGUCAGAGAGAAUCGGGCCAGGCCAGCAUCCAGAAGCAAGAGGCCACCUGAGUGAAGCCCUAACAGAGGACACCGGUGUGGGGAACAGUGUGGCUGGCAGUCCCUUGCCUCUCACCACAGGAAAUGAGAACCUAGACGUGGCAAUCAUUAUUCAUCUACAAUACUGCAAUCAUCUCAUUCAGUUGUUGAACUCUGGAGGAAGCUCAUCGCAGCAUAAGGCAUACUUGCACAAAUUGGCUACCCAAACACUCCUAUUGGAGGAGCUCAGUGAGAAAAACUUUGAAAGAUCAGGCAGCUUUACCACAGCAUCUGAUGUGCUGCCUGGAUUAGCGGAGCAGCCGUUGCUGAUGUCUCUGUGGUCAGACUGCAGUAGUGGCUUGUUCCAUACUACACUGGACCAAGUUUUUAAACACAUGCAUCUCAGCUUUGCCUUACCACUGCAAGAGAUUCUCCCUCAUUCACCAGACUCAGUGAUAAGGAUGGUGGUUAAUGAGAUGGUGGACAGGAGCGAUCUGGCCUCAUCCCCGUGUCCAUCACCAUCCUCUCUGUCACAGGAUGUACUUACCGUGUUUCAGUUCCACAGCUACAUGGUUGAACACAAUAUCACAGACAUGGAGCAACACCUGCUGAAUUUAGCCAAAGAGGUCAUGUUUGCAGAAGCGCUCAGCUGUGGUGAUACAGAUUGUUCUCUAAAAGAGCUACAAGACAUCUCCAUCACCUCUCUCCAGCCCCGCCCUCAAACCCUGUGGGCUGUGGCCGGACUGCUGACCUCUGAUGACCCUGACCUGAGCAAGGCUGCUACAGCCUUCCUGUCCUCUGCUGCCUCACACAAGCCCUUCAGGUCAAAGGCUGUGGAUUGUUACACACAAGCCUUAUCAGAAGCAGGGUUAUACCCACCAAGAACCACAUGUGCUGCUCUAAGUUGCCUACAGGCUGUGGAGAGCAUUGAUGCUGUGGUGUCACUGUGUGACUCAGCAGAUGAAGAACUCCACCAAGUUGCCAUAGAAACCCUCCUCACUUUUGGUGAAGAAGGGCGACUGGCAUACGAGCAGCUGGACACAGUGCCGAGAGAGAUGGUGCGGCUGGGAACUCGCCGUGGUAAUGCCGUCACCACUACAUUUUAGAAAAAGUAGUUCACACAGGAACCCGUUUCUACUGUCAUCCCGACUUCACCUGUUAUUAUCCGUGACCCAGAACACUUAACUCACAAACGGAAAAGUGACAAAGGGCUUGAGACUUCUCCUUUGAUUCAGACCCAUAUCAUGAAAGCGGUUAUGAGUAAUUGUUGCUGAUUUAACAAUUAAGGCAUUUAUUUAGUUGUCUACAAAUUUGCAAAUAUCAGUAAACUGCACUGUCAGAGGCAUGUAAAUAGUCAGGCUAUCUGUUUAUCAGAGCUGCAAAGCUCAUUUUAAUUUUAUCCUGGGAUUUUAUUUUCCCCCUCUAUAUGUGCUGUUCAGUUUCAGGGAUAUACAGGACAGUUUUGAUGCUCACCGUUAGACUCUGUUUGCAUUUUUGCCUGGACAGAGUGAUAUUUCUGCCUAAUGUGGAAAGAUCUGAGUGUACUGUUCAAACCCCUAAUUUUCCCUUUUCUUUGCUGGUCAUUUGGACUGCUGAAUGAUCAUUGUGGACUGUGGACCACUGACUUAUAGACUGCUCCAUGCCUUUCACUUGUCAGUGACAAAUAUGUCCAUAAAUGGAACUGUGAGGAGCAUAAAGUGACCUGCCACUUGUGACAUAGGAAGCAGGGUGGCUGGACAACACCCCAGAUUGUACUGAAUCCAUUGAAUUAACAAGGUAUUAAUGCCUGGGUACAUGGGAUCUUGCAUCUAAGGGCUCGAGGACAGACUGGGCCCUUGCAGAGUAUCUGAAAAUGCACUUUUUAAUGCUAUAUUCAGUCAGAGAGGAUGUGACGCAUUACUGUGAAUUUUGGUUCAUGCAUAAAUGAAGACUGGAAGUACAGUGCUCUAUGAUCUAAUUUGCUUCUGUGCCUAUUGUUACUGUACUACUGAUUCAUGUGACUAUAAUGAGUAAUAUUUCUUUAAUUUCUUUUUCCAUCCCUUCUUUAUAAACGGUAAGACGCUGAUAUUUUUUGCUCUUUUUAAUAAUGAUAACAGAUUGUAUUAAAGGUGUACUACAGACUUAUUUGUUUUUGGUCUGUUCACAAUAUGAUUAAGUUUGGUGCAUCAGAAUUUGGUCUUGUUGAGAGAGUGUGACUCUGAUAGCAAGGUUUUUUUUUUUUUUUUACAUAUAGAAAGAAGUUGUAUUGAUCGAUAUCAUGUUUAAUGUGUAUUUGCUGAGAUUUCCACAUGUGAAAGUUAUACAGUAUUUGUGUUCAAGGAAAAAAAUCGAAAAAUGUCUUUUCAGUAUGCUUAUUGGCAUGAAAAAUGAGAGAACGCUCUUUGCUAACAGAACGCUUGCCUUGCUCUGUGCCGUUUACACAGCCAGUGUCAAUAUUUAAAACUUGCAAAUGUGAAUUCCUGUUUAUAUGGCUGCAAUUAAAAUGUAAUUUUGUAGAUUGCCCUAUUGUAAGAAUUGUCAAUGUGACCGAUGUUCACAAUAAACAUUUUUUUUUACCACUUUAAGAAUUUUACCAAAGUAGGGCUUUAAAUCCAUUUAACAAAAGAGCACAUACGUAUUAGAAGAAUGUACUGAGUAGAUACAAGUUACUGGAACUAUAUGCAUUAAAAGCACAACUUUUUUUGGUAAGAUUGUUUCUUAACAUGUUAAACAUGUUAUCUGGCAUCUACUAAAGAAUGUCCUAAAGCCAUAAUGAUACAAAAGCAAAUUUACAUGGAUCCGCCACAACAUUAAAACCACCUGCCUAAUAUUGUGUAGGUCCCCCUCGUGCGGCAAAACAGCACCAACCCGCAUCUCAGAAUAGCAUUCUGAUAUGAUAUUCUUCUCACCAAAAUUGUAAAGAGUUGUUAUCUGAGUUACCGUAGACUUUGUCAGUUUGAACCAUUCUCUGUUGACCUCUCUCAUCAAUGAGGCGUUUCCGUCCGCAGAACUGAUGCUUACUGGAUGUUUUUGGCACCAUUCUGAGUAAAUUGUAGAGACUGUUGUGUGUGAAAAUCCCAGGAGAUCAGCAGUUACAGAAAUACUCAAACCAGCCCGUCUGGCACCAACAAUCAUCCAUGCGAAUAUUUAAUCAGCCAGUCGUGUGGCAGCAGUGCAUACAAUCAUGCAGAUAUGUCAGGAGCUUCAGUUAAUGUUCACAUGAACCAUCAGAAUAGGGAAAAAUGUGAUCUCAAUGAUUUGGACCGAGGCAUGAUUGUUGGUGCCAGAUGGGCUGGCUUCAGUAUUUCUGUAACUGCUGAUCUCCUGGGAUGUUUUGGCAGCAUGAGGGGGACCUAUACAAUAUUAGGUAGGUGGUUUUAAUGUUGUGGCUGAUCCGUGUAUAUUCAAGGCUGGUUUGUUUUUUUCUACUUAUCAGCAUUGUCUAUAACAGAAUUUAAAAAUAAAAGUUUUUGUUUAAUGUAUUUAGUCACUGAAAUUAUAACAUAGCUUUGGCUAUAUUUUCCACUUGCUUUGCGAGUUUGUCUAAUUACCACCGUUGCAGUAUUUGGACUCUGGGCAUUGCUAAUAACUCAAAUGAAUUUAUUUGCACAGAAGCAUCAAAUGAAAAGGUAAUAUUAAAAUGUUUUGCCUUUUAUUCAUCUCAGAAAAAAGCUAUGUGAUAUUAAACUGCAUUUUAAUGUUGUCACAAACCUCAUUAGAAAUAUAAAUCAAUGUUUCUUGAUAGGAAUUAGGAAAGUUAUUACUAUGGUGUGUGAGUGUGUGGCAGUAAGUACUGUUGAUGGCUUGAGCACACAGCUUGCUGUUGCAAUCAUUUUAACCACUUCUGUUUUAAAUGAAUACACAUGCACAAUUUCACUUGAUGUCAUAAUGAAUUUGCUAAUGUUCCCUCACUGUUUUAUUUUUUAGUUUAGUUUACUGUAUUUUCUCUGUCUGCUGAAAG
Messenger RNA from Xyrauchen texanus (razorback sucker), 6364 nucleotides. Its product is annotated as rho family-interacting cell polarization regulator 2-like. The record is from RefSeq and is a predicted model, not a curated record. NCBI's taxonomy places the organism in Eukaryota, Metazoa, Chordata, Actinopteri, Cypriniformes, Catostomidae.